CUUGCUUCGGCAGGGGGUCAGAGAAGGGCCCACUCAGGUACCGUUACCGAUUUGUGCCGAUAACAGAGGCCGCCCGAGCCGCCCCCUUGGCCGCCCAUCGCAUAUUUCCGCGUGUGUUCGUCCCCUUGGCUCUCCUGUGCAGAUUUUGUUAUGAAAAUUCGCAGUAGCUGCUUUGGUGAAGUGAUCUGGAGCAAUAUCAGGGGAGCGAGCGGGCGAGGCAGGUUGUGGUUGAGUGCUGGGCGGCGCUCUGGCGGCGAGCGGUGGAGUUACGGGGCGGCCAUGUUAGCAGCCUCAGGCGACCAGUGAUGAAUGCGUGGGGCCAGUGGACCUGCCUCUAUACACAGCACACCGACGCACUCCCGCUCGCUCCCGCAUUUUCGCUUGAUUGGAGCCGUUAAUUGAGUAUUUAUGGAUAAAUUUGUGUGUGGUAGGAUGUGGUGGAGGGAAGGUGUGGAAUACCGGCGAGUGUGGAAGUGAAACGAAGUGAUGGGACCAGUCAGCCUCACAUGUUUUUUACCAAGGAGUAAUGAGGACUCUGCAUCGCGCAUCCUAAGAUGGCGAGACCGGUCGGCCCCGGACUAGCCAGGAUAAUGGCGCUGUGGUGAAGCAGGUCGAGCCGCAAGAUGCGAAAACUGUGGGGCUGGACCCUGGCGGCGCUGCUGUGGGUUGUGACGGCAGGCGUAGGGCCAGACUACCACAGCCAUGACGACUGCCAGGUCACCUCGCUGCCGGGCACCGACCUGGCCGCCCUGCUGUGUCGUCUGCGAACCAUCAACAGUGAGCUGGACGCCACCAACUUCACUGUCAUCCCGCGCCGCAACACCGCCAAGCUCAGGAUCGAGUGCAGUGACGUGCUCUUCUUCCAAAGCUCACUGCAAAACAAGAGCUUUGUGCGCCUGCGGGAGCUGCAGGAGCUCGACAUCGAAUACUGUAAGAUCGGCGAGGUGCCGCGGGAGGCGUUCCUCGGCCUCACUAACCUCAGGAACCUCACGCUGCGCACCUACAACACUGACUGGUCUGCCAUGUCCCUCAAGAUCGCCAGCGACGCCUUCCGCGAGCAGAGGAACCUGGAGCGGUUGGAUCUCGGUGACAACAACAUCUGGACGCUGCCGCCGCGCCUGCUGUGCCACCUGGGGAACCUCAAGCUGCUCAACCUGUCCCGCAACAAACUGCAGGACGUGACGGUGCUCAGCUUUAGCCAGGCAGAGCACUUCUGUGCCCCGGGACUCAGGCGCCUCGACCUCUCUUAUAAUCACCUGGUGAGUGUGCCUGCCUUCGCCUUCGCGGCGCUCAAGAACCUCCAGGCGCUCAACCUGAGUCUAAACGGCAUCAGCAAGCUGGAGGACAAGGCGCUGUUCGGUAUGUACUCCCUGGAGGUGCUGGAUCUGUCGGGGAAUCUCCUUACGGCACUGCCGCCCGAGUUGUUCCAGGAGAACAAGCGCCUCACCAAGCUCUACAUCAGGAACAACUCGGUGAGUGUGCUGGCGCCGGGGCUGUUCACGGGCCUUAGCCUCCUGCUGGAGCUGGAGCUAAACGACAAUCAGCUCACCAACACCUGGGUCAACUCAGAGACCUUCACGGAUCUACUGAGACUGGCCAGCCUCGAUCUGACAAACAACAAAAUAACUCGACUCGACGCGGCCACCUUCCGCGAUCUGACCAACCUGCAGGUGCUGCGUUUGCAGCACAACAUGAUCGAGACAGUAUCGGACUACACGUUCAGUGGCCUGUUCCGCCUGCACACGCUGGUGCUGUCAGACAACAGGAUCAAGGAGCUGAGUGACAAGACGCUGGCGGGGCUGCGCGGCCUGCAGGUGCUCAAGCUGGAUCACAACGAAGUGUUCAGUGUGGAUAGCCUGGCGCUCACUAACUCCACGGAGCUGCAGGAGCUCCAGCUAAGCCACAACUACUUGCAGGACGUGCCCAAGCUGGUACAGAGCCUCACCUCCCUCAGGACGCUCGACCUCAGCGGCAAUCAUGUAAGUGUUCUCACUAACAGUUCCUUCACUGACCUCAAUAACCUGAGCGCCCUGAAGCUGGCGGCCAACGUGGUAGAGGUGGUGAGCAAGACGGUGUUCCGCGCCUUGCCCGCCCUGCAGGUGCUCGACCUUUCCACCAACAAGAUCAAGACCAUCGAGAACGGUGCCUUCGACAACAACAAGCACCUGGAGGCGGUUCGGCUAGACAACAACCUGCUUACCAGCGUGCAGGGUCUCUUCUCUGAGCUGCCUAACCUGCAGUGGCUCAACCUGUCCAAGAACCACCUCGAGAUGUUUGAUUACGCCUUCAUCCCGCGUGGCCUCAAGUACCUCGACCUGCGCUCAAACUUCAUCAACGAGCUGGGUAACUACUUCGAGAUUGAGAGUCAGCUGAGCCUCAAGAUCAUCGACGCCAGCUUCAACAAGCUGUCUGACAUCAGCGCCAGUUCGGUGCCUGACAGCGUUGAGAUUCUCUUUCUCAACAACAACCUCAUCUCCCGCGUGCAACCUUACGCCUUCUUCAAGAAGAAAAACCUCACCCGUGUGGACCUCUUUGCCAACAAGAUCCGCAACAUCGACCAGAAUGCCCUCAGGCUGUCCCUCAUGAAUCCCUCCCGCGACCCUCCCGAGUUCUACCUGGGCGGCAAUCCCUUCGAGUGUGACUGCACGAUGGAGUGGCUGCAGGCCAUCAACAGCCUGGAGGAGACACGCCAGCACCCCGCCGUGGUGGACCUCGACACAAUAAACUGCCGCCUCAUGAACAACAAGGGCGUCAUUCCACUCCUGGAGGCACAGAAGCUGCAGUUCCUGUGCGAAUACGAGUCUCACUGCUUCGCUCUCUGCCAUUGCUGUGACUUCGAUGCCUGUGACUGCGAGAUGACAUGCCCCUCAAACUGCACCUGUUUCCACGACGAGUCCUGGGCCGCCAACAUCGUGGACUGCUCGGGCGCUGGCUACGACGCCGUGCCUGACAGGGUGCCCAUGGAUUCCUCCGAGGUGUACUUGGACGGCAACGAGCUCUCCUCGCUAUCCAGCCACACUUUCAUUGGCAGGAAGAACCUGAAGGUGCUGUACCUCAACAGUAGCAAGGUGGAGCUCAUCCACAACAGAACCUUCAAUGGCCUGAGGCUACUGGAGAAGCUGUAUCUGCAGCACAACAUGGUGAAGGAGCUCAAGGGAUACGAGUUCGAGCACCUAACAUUGCUACGGGAGCUGUACCUGAACAGCAACGAGCUGGCGUUUGUGCACAAUGCCACUUUCCUUAGCCUCGCCUCGCUCAGAAUCCUGCGCCUGGACGACAACCGCCUCAAGACGCUGCCCGUCACCUACUUCCGCAGGAACCACAACAUGCACUCCCUCUUCCUGGGCGACAACCCGUGGCUGUGCGAGUGCGAGAGCGCAGCAGAGGUGCAGACGUGGCUGGAAGGCGCCGCUGUGGUGUUGCGGGACCCCGAGCAGGUGCAGUGCGCUCUCAAUAAGACGGUGGAGGUGACGCUGCAUCUCACCGCCUUCAACGUGUCGGUGUGCACCAACGAGAGCGACACCACCACCACCAUCCGCCACGAGGCGUACCUGGACUACGUGUUCCUGCCCACCGUCACGCUGGGCGCCUUCGCCGUGCUGCUUACCCUCACACUCAUCAUCUUCUGCAACAGGAACCGCAUGCGGGUGUGGGUGUACGCCAAGUACGGCGUGCGCCUCUUUUACCGCAGCGAGUACGAAGGUGACACAGACAAGGCCUUCGACGCCUUCGUCAGCUACAGCUCCAAAGACGAGGUGUUCGUGACACAAAUCCUGGCGCCGGAGCUGGAGCGCGGCAGCCCUGCCUAUAAGUUGUGUCUGCACUACCGUGACUUCCCCGUCGGCGCCUACGUCACGGACACCAUUCUGAGCGCCGUGGAAACCAGCAAGCGCACCAUCCUCAUCCUCUCAGAGAACUUCAUCAAAUCUGAGUGGCGGCGCUUCGAGUUCCGCUCCGCCCACCACGAGGUGCUGAAGGACCGACGGCGGCGCCUCAUCGUCAUCCUGCUAGGGGAGGUGCCGCGGCGGGACCUGGACCCCGACAUCCGUCUCUACCUGAAGACUAACACGUAUCUCAAGUGGGGUGACAACCACUUCUGGGAGAAGCUGAAGUUUGCCAUGCCGGACGCCCGCCGCCCCUCCCGCAGCCACCAGCUGCAUACUCUCGCUGCCCAGCCCCCGCCCGGCCCCCGCCCCGUGCCCCUCCACAUGUAGCCCCGCACGCCCUCGCCCAUCACGCCGCCCACGAGUCCUCCCUCCACACUCAUCCACAAAACCCAAGUGUCUUGACCUCUCAGCUCCACCCCGUGACCCCUCCACCUGCCGCCUCCACCCGCGCGCUCCUCCACCAGUCCCUGAUAAGAGGAGUCCGCAGCAGGAGACGAGACGGCUGGAGGGAAUGGAGUGGUGGAGAGGCAGCGGUCGCGGUGAAGUCGUGGGAUAAGAUCGGUCACCACCCCUACCAAUAUCCCCACCACCAGUGUCAAGUGUUAGCAGUGUUGCUUGUGUUGUCAGAGUUGCUGUGCCGGGCAGUGUUGCCGCCAGGCGAGGGAGCAACGAUGCCAUAAAAUGUUGCCAAAAAUACUCCCUUUAUAAUUUUCUUAAGUAAAAUUUGAAAAAAAUUAUUAAAUUACUGAAGCAGAAAUAGAGUAUACUCAGUUCUGUCUCAAGAAAAGUAAGUGACAUGUUUUAAAGGUACCAAAAGUAUUAAUAUAAAAAAAGCUAGAGAAAAAAUAGAAUUUGAAUAAAAAAUGAAACAUUCCUGUGCUCGACAAUGAAAAAAAGCAAACAACGCUAAGCAUCCAAAUUAUAAAGCCAUUGAGUGUUAGGUGAUGAAUGAAUAGGAAGAAAAAAAAAGGAUGAAUUAUUGAGUGGCAUGUCGUGAAUGUUGUCUGAAUGAAUGAUGAUCUGCACCACAAGUAGAAAAGAAAGAAGAGCAUCGCCACCAAAGGAAUGUGUUGCUUCCUCGUGUGUUGCUUUGACGAAGUGAAAAAGAAUAAGCCGCUUGUUUUCAUUUUUCAUGUAGUCGACGAGGAAAAAUUUUCGAGAAUUGGAGAAUAUAAGAUUUAUGAGCGAAUAAUGCCAGUAAAAAGUAAAAUGAAAAUAUCUACAAUCGAAUAGUAGGAAAACAAAGAAAACAAAUAUAAGUUAAAUCGAAACACAAGCAUUGAUAAAAUGAAAUAAGAAAAUUUAAUCAUAAAAGCCUGAAUAUUUGAAAAUGAGAAAAGAAAAAACACAAGAAAUCAUUAUUAUUCUCUUUCACUGCACCACCUCACUGUUACAUUCCACUGCACCGCUACACAACAGCAAAAGUGGAGGUAGUGGAAGGAGAAACACACGUGAAACCAUGACUUUAUUCCACUGUUCCACCUACACAAAAGCAAAAGGUGGAGAGAGUGGUAGCGAGGAAGGGACAACCGGUGGUGAUGGUGGUGGUGGUGGUGAGGGUGGAUAUGGAGGUGGUUCUGGCAACAACGUCGGGGCGAGGGAGCGGAGCGGGGCGGCCAGACAGCCAGACAAGUGCACUGCUCCAGCCUCAUGUCGCCCGCCGCCCGCCACUGACCACCUCACGAGGACUACAUUGAAGUGGCAUUAUUACAGUGACUCGUGAGUGUGGGAACUGACCUUGGCUGUGCAGGUGUGCGGCGGCCAUGACGGACUGAGGGACGGGAAAGGUGCACCACAGACACACAACAGACAGGUGUUUUGAAUUCCUCUCCCAUUUUCCCCCCGUGUCUGUGAACAAUAAACAGUGUGCUAAAGAAAUAACAGUGAUGAACAAUUUUUUGAGCAUUUUUUGUAUGUAAAUUAUUUGCAGGACAUUUUUUAUAUGAUUGUUCUUUCAUUUUGUUGUUGUGUAAAUAUUAAAAAAACCCGUGCAUUUUUUUGUACUAUUUCAUAUUUCUAGAACACAUACACACAAAAAAAUAUUACUGCCUUGGUUUGUUGAGCUUCAUCUUCUUGUUGCCCGUGUUAAAGCUUCCUCUAGUCAACCGAGAUGUUAUAUUAUUAUCAUUAUUACUAUUAUUAUCAUUAUUAUCCUUUAAAGUGAAGAAGCGGAAUGUGAUAACCGAAGCAUGUUACGUUUGAUGCCAAAUUACUCACUUGUGAUAAAGAGAUUCAAACUGAACCGUCCACUGACAACAACACAAACCCGAAGAAUUAUCACAAAUGCUGGAUUUUUAAACAAUUCCUUGGCCAUACAAAAUUAACGUCCGAAACAAAAUGAACUAAUCAUGAAACACAGCGAAACAGCCAAGAGUGCUUUCCCUGGGCGUGUCACAGAGUAGUGUUCACGCUGGAGGGAAUAUCGGUCACAGCUGAGCCAGAGAGACACAAACAUGAAUCUGUGAUGAGUGAAUGGACAUAUAUUUAUAAAAGGCGUGGAUGAGUAGCGUGUGCACGGAGCUGGAUGUCGGAGGCCGCGGAGGGACGGGGAGAAGGGAACAAAGGAGGGGAAUGAGGAUUUAGAAAGAAAAAGAGAGAAAGAGAGAAAUAUUAAGUGUCAGGAAUAGGAAAGGAAAAUAUCAUGAAGGAAACAUAGGUAAAAGGUAGAUAGAGAAAAGAAUUCCAGUGCGUAGGAGAGAAAGGAAUGAACAAGGAGGAUAUACACAUGCAAGAAAAGGUAGAGAGAAAAAAAAAUGCGAGCACAAAAAGGGAAAAUAUCUAAAAACUAGUAGAAGGUAAACAGUAAAAGAGAAAGAUUGUGUAUAUGUAGGAGAACGGAAGGAGAAGAAAGAGAGGCAGACAAAGAAAGAGAGAGAUACUUUAGGCAAAUAAAUAUAUAAACAAAUAUUGAAAUAAACAAAAAAGUUAUGAAUAAAAUACAACAUUAGUAAAACAUAACAAAGGCAGAAAAAAAUAAAAAUAAAACUGUUAUAGGAACUAACGAAAAUAUACAAAUAUGAAUGAAUAAAACGCAAGUACCAAUACAAAAAGAGCAGUACGAAAAAGAAAAAGAAAAAAGGAGACACACACACUGUACUACCAAACAAAAUCGACUAAAACAAAGAAAAAAGUUAGCAAGGAAAACAAAAAGAAACCCACAAGAAAAAAACUAG
Molecule: messenger RNA, 7060 nt
Organism: Portunus trituberculatus (swimming crab)
Lineage: Eukaryota; Metazoa; Arthropoda; Malacostraca; Decapoda; Portunidae
Gene: Tollo
Product: toll-like receptor Tollo
Biological process (GO): signal transduction
Molecular function (GO): protein binding
Source: RefSeq, a predicted model, not a curated record